Molecule: messenger RNA, 5149 nt
Organism: Lycium barbarum (goji berry)
Lineage: Eukaryota; Viridiplantae; Streptophyta; Magnoliopsida; Solanales; Solanaceae
Exons: 8
Coding region: 3420-4913 (497 amino acids)
Biological process (GO): regulation of DNA-templated transcription; system development
Molecular function (GO): DNA binding
Source: RefSeq, a predicted model, not a curated record
AGUUUCAGUUAGGGCAAGUAACAAUCACUGGGGAUAACAUAAUAACUUUUAAAAGCUUGAGGAGGUUACAUGUUCCGAGCUCAGUCCACAAGGGACCAAAGUAACAUUUUCACGAAAUUGUGUAUGGAGAAGAAAAGAAACACUGAAAAUUAACCUUCUCUCUGUCAAAUACUGUAUAAGACAACCCAGUUCAACCAAGAAGUCAUCUUUUCUUUCUAAUUUUGGUAGAAAAGAAUAUGAAGAACCAGGGCAUAGCUAUUGAGACUGAAGGAGUUUUCAAAGAAAAUCAUCACAAAGAUGACUUCUUUAUUUCAGUGCCAAAGAGUGAAAAUGGUUGAGGGUCUAUAUAGGAAUUACAAGUUUCCAGUCAAACAAUUCUUGGCUGCCUUUAUUCUAGUUAUCAUGGGUGUUGGCCUUGACGGCCUCGGUUGUUCUGUAUAUGUUGGAGUUAUGUGUAGUACAGGUAGGCACGCUCGGUCAAGUAACGCACAGGGUGCCGGUCUCGCCUCCCCAGGUUUGUGAUAGUAAUUGAUUUGUGUAUCAGUACUUAUUGUAACUUCAGUAGUAAUCUGCCUUUUGCACUUCCUGUCCUCCCUUUUGUUUCUGGCUUAUUUUAUCAUGGCAUUCUGUUACAAGCUGGUUGCAUCAUAAGGGAAGAAAUUAUACUAAAUUCACAAGUGACUAGGUUGCUGUAUUUAAAGGUCAUUGCGUAAAUCUAGGGAUAUUUAUUCAUCUGUACCGUGAUGUCAAACAAAUAAGGUGUUAGUGUUUUUCCGACCCCUUGAUCUAAUUUGUAAAUACAUUCAGUUAGAAGAUCAUAGUUCUUCUCAUCGUACCAGCAAAUUAUAUUUUCAAUAUUCCAGCCACAUUUAAAUCAUUCUUCUGCUUCUGAUUUCCGUAUAUGUUGUAACGUUAUUUAAGCAAUAAUAACCGUUUGCUUUGAUAAAAAACUAUAUAACGAUUAACUAGUGCCAGAGAGAGACUAUUAUCUCUGCAACGAUCAGUAUUUUCUUAAUAGUUGGGUUAGAUGCUUAUCCAAGUUGACCAUUUAAGUUGAGUUCUUGUAUAUUUCUUUCUGUCAGCUCGUAUAGUUAUUCUCUGGAGUGUAGAAAACCUAAUAUACGUGGUUUGAGAUUUUUUUCUGGACGACUUUACUCUUGUUUAAGUGUGGGAUCUCCUAUUAGCCUAUCAUCAAAGAGUGGUGUAACAAAUUAGUUAGAUGACCUGGAUCACCAAAUAUAAUAUUCGUAAGGGCUCGUUUGGUUCGAGGGAUAAGGAUAAAUAAUUCCGGGAUUAUAUUUGAGAUGAGUUUAUCCCAUGUUUGGUUGGGAUAAAAUCUCGAUAUAACUAAUCCUGGGAUUAGUAAUCCCGGGAUUGUAGUGUUAUUUUAUCCCUGUGGGAGCGUGGAAUAACUAAUCCCGGGAUAACUAAUCCUAGGAUAAGUUAUCGUGGGAUAACUUAUUUUCAACCAAACGACCCCUCAAAGUGCAGAAACAACCAUUGAUUCGGAUGAACAUUUCCCAUGUAUUUGUUGGGUGGUUAUUACAUGUCACUAGAACAAUGCAGAUGGAGUACCUUAUCGAUGGCCCAUUUCAGCAUGAAUAUUAUCUCAGUACAACAACAACAACAACCCAGUGGAAUCCCACACCGUGGGGUCUGGGGAGGGUAGAGUGUACGCAGACCUUACUCCUACCAAGGUAGGACGGCUGUUUCCGAAAGACCCUUGGCUCAAUAAAAAACAUAAAAAGAGGUCAGAUACGGCUAAGAAAUUCAAAGCGAUAUGUAAAUGCAAAUAACGAAAGCGACACAGAUAAAAUAGAAUAAUCAAAAUACAGGAAAUAAUAGAUAAUAGCAGAAAUCAGAGCACAAGAAAUUAUACUGCGAUAAUGUGCCUACUAAUAAGGAAGGAUAACGAGACUAUCUACUAGCCUUCUACCCUAAUGUGGGUCCUCCACACCCUCCUAUCUAAGGUCAUGUCCUCGCUAAGCUGUAACUGCGCCAUGUCCUGUCUAAUCACCUCUCCCCAAUAUUUCUUCGGCCUACCCCUACUUCUUCUGAAACCAUCCAUGGCCAACCUCUCACACCUCCGCACUGGGGCAUCCGUGUCUCUCCUCUUCACAUGCCCAAACCAUCUCAGUCUCGCUUCCCGCAUCUUGUCUUCCACCGAGGUCAACUUUCAUCUUUUGAACGUGAGAGAUCUUAACUGGCCAACACUCCGCCCCAUACAACAUAGUCGGUCUAACCACCACUUUGUAGAACUUGCCCUUAAGUUGUGGUGGCACUUUCUUGUCACAUAGCACUCCGGAAGCGAGCCUCCAUUUCAUCCACCCUGCCCUAAUACGAUGUGUGACAUCCUCGUCAAUCUCCCCGCUGCCUUGCAUGAUAGACCCAAGAUACUUGAAACUACUUUUCUUCUGGAUGGCCUGGGUACCAAGCCUAACUUCCACGCCAACCUCCUGAGGUGCUUCACUGAACUUGCACUCCAAGUACUCUGUCUUGGUCCUACUCAGCUUAAACCCUUUAGACUCCAAGGUAUGUCUCCAACCCUCCAGCUUAGCGUUAACUCCACUACGAGUCUCGUUGAUCAGGACUAUGUCAUCCGCGAAAAGCAUACACCAUGGCACCUCACCUUGAAUUUGUCGCGUCAAUCCAUCCAUCACCAAGGCAAAUAAAAUCGGACUAAGAGCUAAUCCUUGAUGCAACCCCAUCACAACCGAGAAAUGCUCUGAGCAUAAAUAUUAUCUCAGUAUUUGCAAAUAUUGAAGUUUAAUAUUCAACUAUUUGCAAAUAUUGAACUUUUUUAUUGAAUUUCAAAUUAAUUAUCGGAAUAAUUGUUUAAAGGUGAGCUCGUCGCACAUGGCUUGCCUAGUGCGGGUUAUCUCUCUUGUGUGGUUUGCGGGCUAUUUCACAAGAGCGGGUUUACCUUGUGCGCACCCGAAGGGUAGAGGCUGCGCGUUCCCUUGUGAUUAAAAAAAAAAAAAAACCUGUUUAAAGGUGUAUUUCAAGUGAAAUACUGGUCCCACAAAUCUUCAACUUCCACAGUUGUUUUUCCAACUCAAGUUCAUGUUUAUAACAAUUUCAACUUCAUAUGUUCAUCUUUGAUCAAUUUCAACUCAAAUAUUAUUCAUAUGUCUGCCUAGACCUGUUACAGAGAUCUUCUAGAUUGAACAGCUAGAAAACAUGUAAGUGUACUUCUUAGCAUUGCAUCCUAUCAAGUAGGUCGAAAUUCCUAUGAUGUUACUAUCUGCUGCAGUAUCUGAAGCCUGGAGGCAUGUGAUAUUCUGGCCAACUUUGCUUCAACUUUCUCUUGAAGCUAUGGAACCUAUGGAGCAUAGCAGAUUUCUUUUGGUUGGCUAUAAAAUUGACCUCUUUAGGUUCAAGAAAGAACAACGCGAGCCUCCACGACAAAGGGUGCAAAAAUGGAAGAAAAGGGGAAAGAGAAUAGCACUGCCGAUAUGAGGAACCUGAACAAGCAUUGUAUGGACAUUGAAGUCAUCCCUAAACUGGAAAUGCUGGUUGAUGGUCAGCUGUGUUGUGCAGACGAAGAGCUGAUAAUUCAUUAUCUCUAUAAGAAAAUGAUAGGCCAGCCCUUUCCCAAUCAGAUUAUUCAUGAAGUCGACUUCUUCUUGUACCAUCCUCAGCAGCUUUCUCAGAUGCACCUUCCAUCUCAAGCGGAAGAAUGGUACUUUCUGAGCCCAGCAAACAAAGACGGUCAAUCCAACAGCACGAACAAUGGCGGAUAUUGGGAAUCUUGUGGAACAGAUUCCCUCAUCCACAAGGAUGGUGAGCUGAUUGGAUACAGAAAGACACUAAUCUACAUUGACGAGAAGCAUGAGGAGGAUAGGAGCAGGACUGAGUGGCUAGUGCACGAAUACAGACUGGAUAGUACUGGUACAACUUCUGACGACAUGCAGUGGGUAGUUUGCAAGUUAUACAAGGUGAGUAACAAGUUAAUAGCAGCAGAGAAAAAGGAAGCCACAAAAUCUGCUAGUCCAAAUGAUGGGGUAUCUAGCAAGGGCUUGACAAUUGAAGUCAGAGAGGAAGCGAGCUACACAGUUAAUGAUGAGGGGCCUAGUAAUGUUGGCGAUGAUUUACAUCCUCUGCUUGAUACUAUUCAAGUCACUGCUGCAACGCUUUACUCCUCUUCAAUACUGCUUGAUCAGUUAAUAGCAGCAGAGGAAAAGGAAGCCCCAAAAUCUGCUGGUCAAAAUGAUGGGAUAUCUAGCAAGGGCUUGACAAUAGAAGUCCCAGAGAAAGCAAGCAACAUAGACAAUGAUGAGGGGACUAGUAAUGUUCUUGGCGAAGAUUUACAUCCUCUGCUUGAUACUGAUCAAGUCACUACUGCAAUGCUUCACUCCUCUUCAAUGUUGCUUGAUCAAAUUUGGAGCUUUGACAAACCUCAUACAUACCCUUGGCGUCAGCAUGACCAGGGAACUGUGCUUCCUACUCCUAAGACCCAACAUGUAGAGAGAAAUACACUUACUCCUCCUACAGGUCCACACAAAGCAACAAACGAAGUGGUUGGAAAUAAGCGUCCGAUAGGUAUGCGUAAUUCACAGUCACCGCCUACAUCUGGUGAAGGCUUCAUGAUCCGGAAUGCAAAAUCUCAGCGUCUGUGUGAUGUGGGAACUAUGCUUCCCCCUCCCCUGCCUGAAAAUGAUCAGAGAACAAUAGUUCCUACUAAAGCGAGCAGUGAUGUUGUUACUGACCCGGUCCCAAGUAACAGUCAGGGCUCUGAGAAACCUGAGUGUUCUGAAAAAAAUCUUGAUGGGCGCACUGGCAUUUUCAGCUUUGAUGGUGAGUGGCCGCUAUAUCCUGAUUUAACUGAACUUCCACCAUAUGAUGAAUCUUUUGAGUCCUUAACUGCAGAAGUAUUGACCUUCUUUAAUCAGCCUGAUCCUGAAUAUCCAUAGGCAUAUGACAACAAGAAAGAGGCCAAUAAAUGUUAGAACCAUGUUAUGGCAGUCUGUGGUGAGAAUUACAGAUGUUUUAAUUACUUUAUACAAACUUCUGCUAGUUGAGUAAAGGUACGAAGGCAGUAGAUUUAGGUUUCAGGACCAAAUAUUGGUGAAGGCCGUCAUGUACCAUUGUUUCAAUUUUUAUGGCAAGUACUGUCUAAUUUUAUCAAGGAAUCUGUUAGUUUUUAUUA